Messenger RNA from Cuscuta campestris, 738 nucleotides. The record is from the annotation of a GenBank genome assembly. Lineage: Eukaryota; Viridiplantae; Streptophyta; Magnoliopsida; Solanales; Convolvulaceae.
CCUAAUGGAAUAAAAAAUGUAUACUGCGGCGUGAGAAGUAUUUUUUUUUUUGCAGAACCUUGGCCCAUAGCCAACCUCGAUCCAAAUUCUGCCUUCCCCAGUCAUCCGAACGGACCCCUGCUGCCUUCCCUCCAAUGGCGUCUCUGGACACCGACGUGAUGACUAUUCCGGCCGGCGAGGGUUCCAGCGGCGCUGCACCGUCGUCUUCAGCCAAGAAAGGCAAGAAUUUCGAGAUCAAAAAGUGGAAUGCAGUUCCCCUCUGGGCUUGGGAUAUUGAGGUGGACAACUGUGCUCUUUGUAUGAAUCACAUCAUGGACCUCUGUAUUGAGUGCCAAACUAAUAUGGCUAGUGCCCCAAGCGAGGAAUGCACAGUUGCUUGUGGGUUUUGCAACCAUGCCUUCCAUUUCCAUUGUAUCAGCAGAUGGCUUAAGACAAGUCAAGUUUGCCCCUUAGACAACAGCGAGUGGGAGUUCCAGAAGUACGGGCACUAGAACCUACAUUCCCUGUUGCCCUUUGAGUUUCCACUAGCAAACUGCACGAUGAAGAAUCAGGGCAAGUGGUAUUUAAUCCUGACUUUAUGCUUUUCGAAAACAUAUUGAUGAAAUCUUUCAGUAGUUUAUAAUUUCCAAAUAUGUUAAGUUUGUUAAUCUGAAUGGUUUAUUUGUCGGGAAAAAUGCUGAGAGAGCUCAUUUAAAAAUUGAUUGUAAAUUGCGAUUAAUCGGCGCACCAUGCGUUGUU